CUGAGUGGAGAGGGCCACCUAGCAAGAGUUGUGACCUUCAGCCAGGGACUCAGGAGACCACUGUGGCCCAGCAGGGGCAAGGAAGUGGACUGAAUAACCAGACCUCUCCUCCCCCUCUCCAAUCUCCUGCCAGGGCUCUCCAUUGGCUGAACCUAACCAGAAACCAGAGGGUGAGGGAGUUCACUGAUGCAGUUCCCAACAGGAAGUUGGUGAACCAUCUAAAGAAGAAAAGGCUGUAGCCAAAUAUCUUCGAUUCAACUGUCCAACGAAGUCCACCAAUAUGAUGGGUCACCGUGUUGAUUAUUUUAUUGCUUCAAAAGCAGUGGAUUGCCUUUUGGAUUCGAAGUGGGCAAGGGCCAAGAAAGGAGAAGAAGCUUUAUUUACAACCAGGGAGUCUGUGGUUGACUAUUGCAACAGGCUUUUAAAGAAGCAGUUCUUUCACCGAGCACUAAAAGUAAUGAAAGUGAAAUAUGAUAAAGACAUAAAGAAAGAAAAAGAGAAAGGAAAAGCUGAAAGUGGAAAAGAAGACGAUAAAAAGAGCAAGAAAGAAAAUAUAAAGGAUGAAAAGAUAAAGAAGGAAAAAGAGAAAAAAAAAGAUGGUGAAAAGGAAGACUCCAAAAAGGAUGAAACUCCAGGAACUCCCAAAAAGAAGGAAACGAAGAAAAAAUUUAAACUUGAACCACAUGAUGAUCAGAUUUUUCUGGAUGGAAAUGAGGUAUUUGUGUGGAUCUAUGACCCAGUUCACUUUAAAACGUUUGUCAUGGGUUUGAUUCUUGUGAUUGCAGUGAUAGCAGCAACCCUUUUCCCACUUUGGCCAGCAGAAAUGAGAGUAGGUGUUUAUUACCUCAGUGUUGGCGCAGGCUGUUUUGUAGCCAGCAUUCUCCUCCUUGCUGUUGCUCGUUGCAUUCUGUUUCUCAUCAUUUGGCUCAUAACUGGAGGAAGGCAUCACUUUUGGUUCCUGCCAAAUCUGACUGCUGACGUGGGCUUCAUUGACUCCUUCAGGCCUCUGUACACACAUGAAUACAAAGGACCAAAAGCAGAUUUAAAGAAAGAUGAGAAAGCUGAAGCCAAAAAGCAGCAGAAGUCUGACAGUGAGGAAAAAUCAGACAGUGAGAAAAAAGAAGAUGAAGAGGGAAAAGUAGGACCAGGAAAUAAUGGAACAGAAGGUUCCGGUGGAGAACGACAUUCAGACACAGACAGUGACAGGAGGGAAGAUGACCGAUCCCAACACAGUAGUGGAAAUGGGAAUGAUUUUGAAAUGAUCACAAAAGAGGAACUGGAGCAGCAAACAGAUGGGGAUUGUGAGGAAGAGGAGGAAGAGGUAGAAAAUGAUGGAGAAAAAACUAAACCUUCACAUGAAAAAUCAUAAACUGACUAAUUCUGGGACUGAAUAAGUGCAAGAGGUUGGAUUUUCUAUGUUGGCCAAUCAUCAAAAUGUACACAUGGCAUUUGUAGCAUUCUUUAAAUCCAUUUGCUGAAAUGUAUUUGACAUCAAAUUAGUUACAAUCAGUCCUUCAUUUUAUAGACUAAUAUUAUUGGUACAGUGUAAAGCCAUUUAACACUUAAGUUUUAUCCAUUGAUAAUAAUUUUACAAUAAAUAGAUUUCAUUCCUUUUGAUAGUUAUCAAAGAUGCACUUUCCACAGUAACAUUUAGAUUAAUGGCAUUUUUGAUAGUUAUAUGGCUUUUUACUGUUAGACUAAUCAGAAUAAAAGGGAUUAAAAGAGAAAGACCAACGUUUCCGAUUAUGCAUAGUUAUGUAGCCAUCUCUAAGUUUCUUUAAGAUGAAAUGCUUAAACUUGUUCUUUUGAUAGUUAAGCUUUUCUUUUUAAUUUUAUAAAAUUAUACCAGGACAUUUCUUUUUUAAGAUUCUCAGUUAAUGGGGUUCAAAAGCAUUUUGUGAAAACAUGUCAACUAGUAAUAAUGCAGCAACACUUCUAGUUUAGCUACAAAUUCUCCUUUUCCAACUAAGGAAAUCCAAACUGGUUUGUACAUCUGAUUCAAUAGAAAGAUGUUCAUCUCCAACAAAAAAAAACAAACGGCAUUGGUUGAAAGGGGAUGCCUCUUCUCAUUCCUCCCCAGUUCCUUCUCAUAACAUAAAAUGUAUUCUGUACAUAAUUUACAAAUAAAACAUUUUAUUUUAAUUGUUACUUAUUAUUUAGACAUUUUCUCAAAACUUAAAUUUGUAAAAUUAAGACCAUUUAAGGGUGUUUUCAGAGAAAUGCAAGUUUCAGUAAUCCACAGAACAUCUGUGAUUGAUCUUUCUACAGCAGCUUCAGUUUUGUGCCAAUAUUCCAUGUAGUUGAAUAUGAGUAAAAACUAAUCCUUAUCAAAUAAAAGCAGACUUGCUGUAGCUGUUUGUACGCCUUAAUGUUCAUUUUGAUUUAUUUUAAAUCUCUACAUUGAGAAAUGAAGUACUGUAUUAGACUAGAAGGCACUGCUGUGAAAGAUAAUUUACUGUCCUACAAUAUCAAUUUAAAAUAAAGAACAUAAAAGAAAAAUUAAGAGGAACCAUUGGGCUCUAAUUGCUUUGAACUAGUGCAGUUUGAUCUUAAGCCUUGCAUACCUCAGUUACAAUUCUGUUGGAAAAUUUUUGUGUUUACUUAUGAGAAUUUUAAAAUCAUUCCUUGGAGUUAAUACUCUUAGGAACUGAUAUAAUAAAUAUUAAAUUAUUUUCUUCCAUCA
Choloepus didactylus (southern two-toed sloth) is the source of this 2683-nucleotide messenger RNA. It is a transcript of the gene SEC62, whose product is annotated as SEC62 homolog, preprotein translocation factor. The record is from RefSeq and is a predicted model, not a curated record. Bases 281 to 1369 code for a protein of 362 amino acids. Gene Ontology annotation, biological process: post-translational protein targeting to membrane, translocation. Gene Ontology annotation, cellular component: endoplasmic reticulum; endoplasmic reticulum membrane. Lineage: Eukaryota; Metazoa; Chordata; Mammalia; Pilosa; Megalonychidae. The transcript is spliced from 8 exons.